AUGGCCAAGUUGAAGCAACAACAACUGGAAACCGGAUUUGAACUAUUUCGUAAGUUUGCAAAAAUAGUGGAUCAGACAAGAAACUGGGUCAACAUCACUGUGGUCGCGGUCGCCGCACUUGAAGAGUUGGAGCCAUUGGAAGACAUAUAUGAUCAUGGCGUUCAUGAUGCGCAACAACUCAUCCAUGUCCUUGGAGACAUACAAGCAUUUAUUGCCAUUGAUCACACCCGUCUACCUGUGAAACUCAUUGUCAUUGAUUCCAUUGCGGCAUUGUUUCGAUCACAGUAUCAGACAACACCGGCAUAUUUGAAACGGCGGUCUGAAAUGUUCUUCAACAUAUCUGGGACAUUGAAGGGUUUAGCAAAUAAGUUUGGGUUGGCGGUGGUUGUCACCAACCAAGUGAUGGAUUUUAUUGGGCCACAUGAUGGAGUGAAUAGGGUGAGGUUGGGAAACUUGGAGUCCCUGGACACAUCAGGCAGACGGGUGAGUCCAGCUUUGGGAUUGCCUUGGGCACAUUGCAUAAAUUCAAGAGUGUUCUAG
Prunus dulcis (almond) is the source of this 540-nucleotide messenger RNA. RefSeq names its product DNA repair protein XRCC3 homolog. The transcript has 2 exons. NCBI's taxonomy places the organism in Eukaryota, Viridiplantae, Streptophyta, Magnoliopsida, Rosales, Rosaceae. Gene Ontology annotation, molecular function: ATP-dependent DNA damage sensor activity; four-way junction DNA binding; ATP binding. The record is from RefSeq and is a predicted model, not a curated record. The coding region runs from base 1 to 540 and encodes 179 amino acids. Gene Ontology annotation, biological process: telomere maintenance via recombination; double-strand break repair via synthesis-dependent strand annealing; t-circle formation. Gene Ontology annotation, cellular component: replication fork; Rad51C-XRCC3 complex.